Molecule: messenger RNA, 1262 nt
Organism: Podospora pseudopauciseta
Lineage: Eukaryota; Fungi; Ascomycota; Sordariomycetes; Sordariales; Podosporaceae
Exons: 2
Coding region: 570-1262 (230 amino acids)
Biological process (GO): xylan catabolic process
Molecular function (GO): hydrolase activity, hydrolyzing O-glycosyl compounds
Source: RefSeq, a predicted model, not a curated record
CCCUGCUCCGUGUCAAAAUCCGGGGCGUGGCCUCGGGUAGACAUGCAUGAAAAUCCGGGGAACGAUCCUCCAUUCAAUGUAUACCGGGCUGGCAGUCAGGUUUACAGUCCCGCAGCCAGUCCGCCAGCUAGUCCCGCAAAAUCCACCAGCCAGUCCAGCAACCAAUCCAGCAGCAAGCCCCGCAAAGUCCAGCAGUCCCGCAUAGUCCAGCAGUCCCGCAAAGUCCAGCAGCUUCCCUCGCCAUCGCCAAGUGGAAACCGAUGACAAGUCAGAUGGAGUCUCGGGUUUCAUACCGAGACCAAGAACUCUCCACAAGACAUUUAGCCAAAAUUCCGACACCAUCAUGAUAGGUUGGAUGGUUUAGAGAGAAGAUCGUGAUAGGCUGGACGGUCUAGACGACGUCAAGAUCACGGAAUGAGUUGUCUAGAGCUUCACUCGGCGCAGAUGCCAGGUUGGGAACUUGAGAAGCAAGUUGACAGCCCAGCUCAGAUAUAUAAAUCCAGACGUUUCCUCCAGCAUCCAGCAACCAGCAUCCAGCAUCAGUCAACCAUCACACUGCAAGUGUCAUCAUGGUUUCUUUCAAGUCUCUCCUCCUUGCCGCCACGGCCGUGACCUCUGCUCUUGGUCGUCCUUUCGACUUUCUCGACCAGGACAACGGCAACUCGACCGACGCUCUCGAGAGGCGCCAGAUCACCCCCAACAGUGAAGGCACCCACAACGGCUACUUUUACUCUUGGUGGUCCGAUGGUGGCGGCCAGGCUACCUACACCAUGCUCGAGGGCAGCCGUUACCAAGUGAGCUGGAGAAACACUGGCAACUUUGUUGGCGGCAAGGGAUGGAACCCGGGCAACGGCCGCACCAUCAACUAUGGCGGUUCCUUCAACCCCCAGGGCAACGGAUACCUCGCCGUCUACGGCUGGACUCGCAACCCUCUCGUCGAGUACUACGUGAUCGAAUCCUACGGCACUUACAACCCCAGCAGCGGCGCCCAGUACAAGGGCAGCGUCCAGACCGACGGGGGCACCUACAACAUUUAUGUUUCCACCCGCUACAACCAGCCCUCCAUCGACGGCACCAGGACUUUCCAGCAGUACUGGAGCGUACGCACCUCGAAGCGUGUUGGUGGCUCCGUCAACAUGCAAAACCACUUUAACGCCUGGGCCAGAUAUGGCAUGAACCUCGGCCAGCACUACUACCAGAUUGUCGCCACCGAGGGCUACCAGAGCAGCGGCAACUCUGACAUUUAUGUCCAGACACACUAG